GUAACUACUAUAAAAUGUACUGUGUGCACAAAAUAGUCCUAUACAAUGCAGAGAGAGGAGCGCGCGUCUUUAAAAAUGGUGCAAUUACAUGAGGAAUCUUUCGGUACGUUUCAAGAUGAACCGGUCCGGAAAUUUAUAUGGACUACAGACAGCGGGUUCUCAGUCUCCGUAAUUUCUUAUGGAGCUAUCAUCCAAUCAAUUGAGGUUCCAGACAAGAAUGGCGUUAACAGCGACGUGGUUUUAGGCUUCGACGAUAUUGAUGGUUACGUAAACCGUAAUUUACCAUAUUUAGGCGCAACUGUUGGAAGGUGCGCGAAUAGGAUUGGUGGAGCAACUUUUGAAAUAGACGGAAAUACUUAUUCAUUGGCAAAGAACGUUGGUCAGGACCAUUUGCAUGGAGGUGUAAUUGGGUUUGACAAGGCGAAUUGGAAGUCUACUGUAAACGGUAAUAAGGUUAUCUUUAGCUACUUGUCCAAAGAUGGCGAAGAGGGAUACCCUGGUGAUUUAGUUACCAAUGUUAUCUACGAAGUUAAAGACGACGAUGUCCUGUACGUGGAGUUCUUGGCAACCACCACUAAAAAGACCGUGGUCAACUUGACCAACCACUCAUAUUUCAACCUGGCAGGUCAUGAUGCUGGUGCUGCCGAGAUUUACAACCACGUCAUCAACAUAAAUGCUGAUAGAAUAACGGAGACCACAUCCCAGUCGAUUCCAACAGGCCGUCUCAUUAAAGUCGGAGGCACACCUUUCGAUCUUCGGGUUCCGACACGACUCGGUGACGCCAUGCGCAGAGCGACUGGAUUAUAUGACGAUAACUUUUGUGUUACCUCAAAUGGAAAACAGGGUAUCAAUUUCGUCUCAAGAGUCACCCAUCCUUCCUCUGGAAGAUACCUCGAAGUUUACAGCAACCAGCCUGGUGUUCAGUUGUACACCAGUAAUUUCCUGCCGUCACCAAAUGAAACGGCUCUGAUAGGAAAAGGGGGAGUUGGAUACAGACGCCAUGGAGCCUUCUGUCUCGAGACACAAGUUUAUCCUGACGCUGUUCACCAUUCUAGCUUCCCGAGUGCAAUACUGAUACCAGGAGAUGUUUACAGGCAUCAAGUAAAUUAUCACUUCGGCUCAGUUUCGGCGGAUGGACCGGAGGUUGUUCUAAAUUGAUUUUUCAUUUAUUGAUUGUUUCUAGUAGUUCUAGUAUGUAAUUACGUCAGCAAAAAUAAUAUAUUUCUCGUAACAUGUUGAAAAUUGUUUUUCAUUAUAUUGUUUUUUAAAUGUUUAUGAUUCGAAUAAAGAAAAAAAAAAACGUAAUAUUGUCAAAACUAAUUUAUUAUCGUAUA
Molecule: messenger RNA, 1334 nt
Organism: Nymphalis io (European peacock)
Lineage: Eukaryota; Metazoa; Arthropoda; Insecta; Lepidoptera; Nymphalidae
Product: galactose mutarotase-like
Exons: 6
Coding region: 46-1158 (370 amino acids)
Biological process (GO): beta-D-galactose catabolic process via UDP-galactose, Leloir pathway; glucose metabolic process
Molecular function (GO): aldose 1-epimerase activity; carbohydrate binding
Source: RefSeq, a predicted model, not a curated record